This is a messenger RNA of Hippocampus comes (tiger tail seahorse), 2080 nucleotides long. It is a transcript of the gene rpap3, whose product is annotated as RNA polymerase II associated protein 3. Gene Ontology annotation, cellular component: protein folding chaperone complex. The record is from RefSeq and is a predicted model, not a curated record. The coding region runs from base 157 to 2013 and encodes 618 amino acids. NCBI's taxonomy places the organism in Eukaryota, Metazoa, Chordata, Actinopteri, Syngnathiformes, Syngnathidae. The transcript is spliced from 17 exons. Gene Ontology annotation, molecular function: protein binding.
GCAUGCUCCACAACGUAAAGCAUGCUGGGAACUUGCUGUCAUGGCUCCAUGACAACAUCAUCAUCACAUGAAUUCGCUCCUAUUUACGACUACUUCAUUACUACUACAUUUGAAUCGCGCUUGUAAGCCGGAGAAACAAGGAGAAGGGAAGAAAUCAUGGCCGUGCCAAACAAAUCACUCGAGUUGCAAAUGCAAAUGCGGCAGAAUGCGGAGGACCUGCAAAGCUUCAUGAAGGAUCUGGCGACCUGGGAGACUGAUAUGAAGACCAAAGAUGAGCAAUUGAGGAGAGGCGAGCAGGGGAUCCCCAAGCCAAACCUCCCUCCUGUGCGCAACAAGGACUACAAAGCAAAAACGAGGGCGAAGAAGAAAAUGAAAAUGGCCAACGGUGACUGCAAAGCGGAGGAGACGGACACCAAAAAGCCUCCGAGGAUCAGAUCAAAUGAUUAUCAAUCGUGGGACAAGUUUGAUGUGGCCAAGGCUUUGGAGGAGGUAGAUAAGGAGGAGAGCCCCACCGAGUCAGACUCGGAGGAAGCUGAUCAGGAGCGAGCUUUUGCAGAGAAGGAAAAGGGCAACGCAUUUUUCAAAGAGGGCAAAUACGACGAUGCCAUCGAGUGUUACUCCAGAGGAAUGGCUGCGGAUCCUUACAAUCCCGUUCUUCCCACGAACCGAGCCACCGCAUUCUACCGCCUCAAGAAGUAUGCUGUGGCCGAGUCAGACUGCAACCUGGCCCUCGCCUUGGACGGCAACUACUUUAAAGCGUAUGCGCGGCGAGGAGCGGUCCGCGUUGCACUGAAGAACUACGAGGCCGCUUUAGAAGAUUACCAAACCGUUCUCAAACUUGACCCGGGCAACCUGGAAGCACAAAAUGAAGAGAAAAAAAUCAAACAGAUGCUUGGACCUCAGGAGCCAAGUGAGGGAACGUCGGCUGAGGCCAAUCCCGCCGUAGACCAGGAGCAGCAAAGACGGCAGGAAGCGGUUGUGCAAAAAGACAGAGGUAACGCUUACUUCAAAGAGGGCAAGUACGACGCGGCCGUGGAGUGCUACAGCCGAGGGAUGGAAGCGGACUGCAUGAACUUGCUGCUGCCUGCCAACAGAGCCAUGGCAUUCCUUAAAUUGGAGCGGUUCGAGGAGGCGGAAGAAGACUGCACCAAGGCCAUUUCAUUAGACGGCACGUACUCGAAGGCGUUCGCGCGGCGAGCCACCGCCCGAGUGGCUUUGGGGAAGCUGGAGGAAGCCAGGAAAGAUUUUCAGGAGGUUUUGAAGCUGGAACCAGGGAACAAGCAAGCCCAGAGUGAACUUCAGAAACUCCAAUUUCACGACGUUUCCACUGGCCUGCUUCAAACGUCCGAAGGCUCCCGGAGGAGAACGGUGCAGCCCGUGGACAAAGCGGAUCACCUGCGCUCCACUAAACCAAUGAGGAGGAUUGACAUCGAGGAGAUCAGCGGGAAGGUGACGGUACCUGAUGUGGCGAGGGACCACCAGGGCCAGUCGCCCUCCGCCAAGAAGAUCAACAUCCAGGAUAUGACGGCCUCCCCCUCGCUGUCCGAACCAGCUUCGACAAGCACACAAGCCAAACCCAAGCAUCCAGAAGAAAGCGUUCUUCCCCUUGAAUCAUCACACAAAGCCCCCUCGAUAAAGCUCCCACCCCCACCCGGUAAAAGUUUCCAGCUCGAAGCCGACCUACGCACGAUUGGAAACCAGCCGGAAGUGGUUUACAGAUACUUAAAGCAAAUUAAACCAGAGGCGUACGCGCGCAUUUUCCAGAGCUCCCUCGAACCUCACAUCCUCACUCAGAUCGUGCAGACGCUGAGGGAUUUUUUCAUCCAGAACGAAUCUGCGGACGUCACAUGGGAAAUCCUCAAAAGUCUCUCGAGCGUGAGGCGCUUCGACACGGCCGUCAUGUUCAUGUCUUCGUCGGAGAAAAAAGUGCUGAAAGAAGUGUUCGACUUCCUCCAUCUAGCCAAUGUGGACGCGUCAUCUGUCACAGCCCUACAGACGAAAUAUGGCGUGUGACCUGUUCAAUGGAAUACAGUUCAAAGUCAUGCUUGAAUAAAAAAAAAAAAAAAAUCCUAAUUUUGAA